Molecule: messenger RNA, 3802 nt
Organism: Coregonus clupeaformis (lake whitefish)
Lineage: Eukaryota; Metazoa; Chordata; Actinopteri; Salmoniformes; Salmonidae
Product: palmitoyltransferase ZDHHC5-A-like
Exons: 12
Coding region: 1750-3057 (435 amino acids)
Biological process (GO): protein palmitoylation
Molecular function (GO): palmitoyltransferase activity
Source: RefSeq, a predicted model, not a curated record
UUCCAACAACCAAUGAAUGAGCAACUCCGCUGGAAAUCAGGAUGCAUAGCUAGAUAUUAAACGUUGAAAGGCCAGUCUCUUUCGCAAAUGACAGGAGUGGAAUGAUAGCUAUACAGUCUGGUACUCAGACACACUAUUGUAGAUGUGCCUCUUUGUUGCAAAGCUGUAACCUGCUUUAGAUAACGGGACCACUAUCCUGAGCGACCUCUGGCAUGUUGAAAGCUUUCAAAAUAUGUCUGUAAUCCCCGCCCAAGGCCACACGGACUCCACAGAUAGAACAAGGAGCGACGACUCACCGGGAAUGACGCUAAUCUCAAUCACUGAUUGGACAAACGUCCCAAAUUAAUGGAGCGAGGGCAGUUCCGGGAUUCCAACAUAGGCCUAGCAAACUAGCUAGUAGCCAACUAGCCUCGGGACCCGAAACGCACCCAAAUAUUAAGUACUUGAAAACAUCUGCCCUGGACGUCAGGGGGUGCCAUCUUAGACAACAACAGUGUGUGACAGAACACUGGAGCGUGUGCAAAUAAAUAGAGGGAGGGAGAGAAAGAAGUGGACCUGCAGUUGUCGGAGUGGCUUAUUCUUCUUUCUGUGUGGCUCCAUUUCAAAGGCAUAAUGGGAAAAGAGGCGUGUCUACGGCAAAACCGUGGCGACACAGAUUUGGGCUUUGUUUGUGAUGAAUUGAUUUUACCUGCACUGUCACAAAGACUGAAACAAAUGGCUAGAUAAACAGCUAAUUGGUCCAGUUGACCCAACGAGACUGAUCUCACCGCUCUCUCAUACUGACAGAGUACUGAAAUAGUGGAUAAAACAUUUGAAAUAGCUUUUGUGUACACGUUUUAAUGUUUGAAAAAGCUGCAAGUGGACUUGGAUUUUUGCUGGGCAGCUUUAAGACUGGCUUAAAAUUGAGAUUUUUGUUGUUUUCUCAACGGCUGCCUCCGCAGGAUAUAGAGCCUGGAACUCUCUCCUUUGCAAGCAUUCUGUCACACUUUUCACUAUCACACAAACUCACAAACACACAUUCAGUGCCUAGAUACACCUUUUAUAAGACCAGAGUUCAGUCGAUGGUCACUGCUCUGCUAGAGAACCCUGUUCUGCUGUUUUUAUAGGAUGUUCUGUUACUACCUCCUAAUUUCCACCCCCCUUUUCCUCACAUUUCCUUUACAAGAGAGUUUGUAAAUAAACUCUUAACACUCAAGCACAGAGUAAUAGCUGAUGAGUAUUGAUAGUUUUCGAUGCCUGUGGAGGAUUGGUUUGUUGUCUCACCAGGUCAGAAAGUGGUUGUUAAAGCAGUUAAUUGUGUGUGCGCUUGUGGGUCUUUGUUGCACUAGACAGGAGAGAUUUUCUUGAGUUUUAUUUAUAUUGUUGAACCAAAUAAGGUUACAUGAAAGCCAUACAGAAAUAUUUAUAAAAGUCGCAUUAUUUUUGUAUCAUAAUAUGGUAUAGUUUUUAAAAGAUGUAUAAAAUGUAUAUAAUCUAUAUAUACCUGCAAAGAUCUACACACAUGCAAACAAAGGUGUAGACUUUACUAUAAAGUCAUUCUUUUAGUUUUUAAGUGGUUUUAUUGGCUGAAGUGCAAAUAACUGGCUAGCUUUCUGUAAGAUGUUUCUCCCAAAUGGCUGCUUUGUGUAAUAUUACUAGUGCUGGUACCUAAGACCAUCAUGCCCCCUUAUCCCAUACGGACGCUGAGGUCUUCCCUCUGACCCUUCCACCACCCUUCUACCUCUCUCUCUCCCUCCCUCCCUCCCUCUGAUGCCGGGGUUUAGUAGUGGGGGGCUAGGGGGGGAAGUGGGUGGCCCCGCCUCUUCUUCUCCCCGCCGGUUCCACCCCAGUCGCUAUGUACCCGUCUCCGCGGCAACCACCUUCCUGGUCGCCUCCACCACACUCUUCUUCUGCUUCACGUGUCCGUGGUUGUCAGAGCAUGUCUCCUCCGUCAUUCCCAUCUAUAACGCUGUGGUCUUCCUCUUCACUUUCGCCAACUUCUGCAUGGCCACCUUUAUGGACCCAGGGGUCUUUCCCAGAGCGGAUGAGGAUGAGGAUAAAGAGGAUGAUUUCCGCGCUCCGCUCUAUAAGACAGUGGAUAUCAAGGGCAUUCAGGUCCGGAUGAAGUGGUGUUCAAGCUGCCGCUUCUACAGACCGCCCCGCUGCUCACACUGCUCUGUGUGUGACAACUGUGUGGAGGACUUUGACCACCACUGUCCGUGGGUGAACAACUGUAUUGGGCGCAGAAACUACCGUCACUUCUUUCUGUUCCUGUUGUCGCUGACGAUCCACAUCAUGGGUGUGUUCGGCUUCGGCCUGCUCUACGUCCUCCACCACCAGCACCAGCUGGACAGGGUUCACUCCGCUGUCACUAUGGCUACAAUGUGUGUUGCUGGCCUCUUCUUCAUCCCAGUAGCAGGUCUUACUGGUUUCCACAUGGUACUGGUAGCUCGGGGUAGGACCACUAAUGAGCAGGUCACAGGGAAGUUUAGGGGCGGAGUUAACCCUUUCACCAAUGGCUGUCUGAGGAACAUCUCACACGUGCUCUGUAGCGCUCAGGCUCCCAGGUAUGUGGAGCGGUGGCGGGGCAAACAGACAGCGGAGGUGCAGCCUCCCUUCCUCCGCCCUCCUCUCUCCUCCGCCCAGCUAGAAGCCAAAGUCCUGGACAACGGCAUCCAGAACGACUGCCACAGCACCAGGUCUAAGAGCAGUUUAGAGCAGAUGGAGAGCCAGUCAGCCGACGCAGAGCCUCCACCUCCUCCCAAACCGGAGCUCCGCUACCCUGGCCUGCCCCGCGCUGACACCGAGGAGAGCAGCUUGCUGUCUGAAGGUCCGCCCACUCCCUCUAUGUACAAGUACCGGCCGGCCUAUAGCAGCCCACAGAGGAACCACACCGCUCUGACACACCCAAACAAGAUGAUUAGUGGGGACAGUCUUGACUCUCCCUCCAUCCUCCAGUCGAGUUGCCAGCCCAGCUAUCGGUCUGAGCCCAGCACCCUGGAUGGGGGGUCGAUAAUAGAUCCACCUCUCGCCCAGGCUUUGCCAAUCACAGCACAUCCAAACCAGGGGGCGGGGUGAAAAAGGUGACUGGCGUCGGAGGGACAACCUAUGAGAUAUCGGUUUGAGUGACAGACGUCCGCCCCGGCCAAUGAUAGAAAGAAGAUUGUUCCACUGGACAGAUUCCAAUUUUCUUACUCUGACGGACUUCAAGAUGGAUAUUCACUAAAAUGCACCCACACAAUGAAUGGACUAUACUCUCCUCUUGGUCAAUAUGGAGUUGGAUAGUGGAAUAGAAGUGUGUUGGCUCACUGGAACUUCAAUGACCUUCGUAUCCUUAUAAUGCCACUGGCCAUCUUUAUAUAGAAUGGCAACUGAAGUGGAACUCAAUGUUGAUCAGUGUUGGAAUGGGACAACCUUACCUCGGCCUCUCUGUGAGCCAUAGACUGUAUAACAUGAACGUUAUUAUGACUGCUGGGUACUAAACUCUCUCUAUAACACUUAUAUAAAAAUAUGAUUUGUUUUGGUACAUUAGCACAUGGAGAAUUUAUGCGAUAAAAUAUAAUCCUGGAUGUAAGUAGGGCUUUUUAACCAAUCAGUAUGGAGCCUGAGAGGGAGUGUAUGGACUGGUGACCAAUUGUGGCACUCCGUGGUUCGAGACUUCCUGCCCCAUCAUAUGGAUGGACCAAUCACAAUGGAUCACCACUCCACAGUAGUGACUAAUUAAUUAGUCUGCAGUGAUUUUUCAAAGACCGUGCAGAGAUGAUGCCUCAACCCCUACAAACAAUUUAAUUUUAGUUUUAUAAAUAAAGCUUUUGUUUUUUAA